AUGUCCGAUGGCGGCGAACAGGCGGCUGGUGAUGCUGAAGGGCAGACAGCGCCAGAAGAGAAAAGUUCUGCCCGGGUUUGUGCCGAGACCUCCUUGGACGCACUGGCAGUCGUUGGACGUGGCAUAAUGACCACAGGUUCCGCUUUGCUCACUGCUGUCCAAUACACUGCGUAUCCCAUCAAGGAGGGUGCCAUUUGUGUCAUGGACACCACGAGUGAGUACUUCUCUCCAUACUUGAAGAAGCUGCACCCUCUGGAAUUCUGGCAUCCAUCAUGGUUAGCGAAUCGCUCAGACCCUGUUUCUUGCAGGCAGGCAGCGAACCACGUACCUACAUUUCGGUACGGAUGA
Molecule: messenger RNA, 348 nt
Organism: Symbiodinium necroappetens
Lineage: Eukaryota; Dinophyceae; Suessiales; Symbiodiniaceae
Source: the annotation of a GenBank genome assembly